AUGCUAGGCUCCGGCAAAAGCAGUGGCAUGGUGAAUGAGGCCACCAACCUCAAAGCCAACCAGAACUUGACGUCAGCGAUAGAGGAGAUGGGGACAAAGGAGUACAUGCGUAACCGCGAUCUGACCGACGUGAUCCCCACGCACCGCCGCAAGAUGGGGGAGAAGCCGCGUGAUAACGGUGUGCCGGUGUACAACCCCGCCGCCGAAAAGGAGCAGACGCAGCUUGAGCGUGGGGCGCUGCCCAAAGACAGCGCCGAUGGCGACGAGAACGACGAUGAGGACGCGGAACUGCUGGAGCUUCGCCGCCGACGUGUGGCGCAGAUGCAGCGGCAGCUGGCAAGAGAGGUGGAGUGGCGCCAGAAGCAACACGGCGAGUACCGCGAGAUAUCGCAAGAUGAGUUUUUCAACAUCGUGGUGCGGGAGAAGGGUGGUAGCGAUAACGCCUGUGUGCACUUCUACCACAAAGACUUUGAGUCUUGCCGCGUGGUGGACCACCGCCUCUCUGAGUUGGCGCAGAAGAUGUUAUGCGUGAAGUUUGUUAAACUCGACGCGGAGAAGUCACCGUUUCUCGUGGAUCGGCUGCAAAUUAAGACGCUGCCGUGCUGUGUGCUGUUCCACAACGACGUGGCGGUGGACCGGAUCUACGGCUUUGAUGGUUGCAUGACGGAGGACGGAACACUCGACCCGGCUUUGCUGCACGAGCGCAUUAUGCGCGCGGUGAACCCCGGACAAGAUGACUAG
This is a messenger RNA of Trypanosoma rangeli, 741 nucleotides long. RefSeq names its product Thioredoxin domain-containing protein. The record is from RefSeq and is a predicted model, not a curated record. Lineage: Eukaryota; Euglenozoa; Kinetoplastea; Trypanosomatida; Trypanosomatidae. Gene Ontology annotation, cellular component: cytoplasm. Gene Ontology annotation, biological process: microtubule cytoskeleton organization. The coding region runs from base 1 to 741 and encodes 246 amino acids. The transcript has a single exon.